Talaromyces proteolyticus is the source of this 1787-nucleotide messenger RNA. Its product is annotated as MFS transporter. Gene Ontology annotation, molecular function: transmembrane transporter activity. Gene Ontology annotation, biological process: transmembrane transport. Bases 166 to 1485 code for a protein of 439 amino acids. The transcript is spliced from 9 exons. The record is from RefSeq and is a predicted model, not a curated record. Gene Ontology annotation, cellular component: membrane. NCBI's taxonomy places the organism in Eukaryota, Fungi, Ascomycota, Eurotiomycetes, Eurotiales, Trichocomaceae.
CGUUGCCAGCCGAGAGGACAGCCUUGAAACUGGUCUGAGUUAUCUUCGCCCAGGAGACUCCUAGAAACUCUGGCGUCGGUGAUUAGACCAUCGUCUGAGCGAGACGCUGCAGAGAGGGCACUUGUGAAGAAAAUCGACCUGCGGUUACUGCCAAUCAUUGUGAUUAUGUAUAUUUUGAACUACCUUGAUAGGAAUAAUAUCGCAGUCGCGCGACUGGCUGGGCUAGAGGAUGAUUUGCAUUUGGUUGGCAAUCAAUAUCAGACUGCAGUUAGUAGUCUCUUCGUUGGCUAUCUGUUGGUGCAGGUCCCAUCCAACCUAUUCUUGAAUAAAUUAGGUAAACCAGCCAUCUAUCUUCCCACUGCAAUGACCGUAUGGGGUAUUAUAUCCACUGCCACGGCCGGUGUCCAGUCGUAUGGAGGUCUGAUAGCGGUUCGGUUUUCGCUCGGAUUUGUCGAGGCUGCUUUUUUCCCCGGUUGUUUAUACUAUCUCUCUGCGUGGUAUACCCGUAGAGAACUUGGCCUGCGCACAGCCAUACUUUACUGUGGCUCUCUGGUCUCUGGGGCGUUCUCGAGUUUAAUUGCUGCUGGUAUCACGGGCCACAUGGAUGAUAGAUGUGGUCUUCGCGCAUGGAGAUGGCUAUUCAUCAUCGAAGGUGCUAUCACAGUCGUAGUUGCCGCAAUAUCCGCACUAGUCCUCCCUAAUCUCCCUCGAACCACGGACUGGCUCUCUGAAGAAGAGAAAAGAUUGGCCGCCUGGCGCCUCGAAGAAGAUAUUGGCGAAGAUGAUUGGGUUGACAGCGAGCAUCAGACCUUGCUGCAUGGUGUCAAAAUGGCGCUGGCUGAUAUGAAGACGUGGAUAUUGGUAAUCAUGGUGUUCUGCACCGUCUCCUCUGGCUCCGUGACCAACUUCUUCCCGACAGUAGUACAGACGCUACAAUACGGAAAAAUCGAAACUUUGUUACUUACCGCACCUCCUUACGCUCUUGCCGUGCUAACGGCGCUCGCAAAUGCCUGGCACGCAGACCGUACAGGAGAGCGAUAUUUUCAUAUCACUGUCCCAUUAUAUGUCUCCAUCAUUGCAUUCGUCAUUGCUGCUACAACGACUACUCCAGGACCACGAUAUCUGAGUAUGAUGUUAAUGGUUCCCGGCAUAUAUACUGGAUACGUAGUCGCAUUAGGGUGGAUUUCGAAUAUUUUACCCCGUCCACCGGCGAAAAGAGCGGCAGCAUUGGCGUUUAUUAAUGCCGUUAGUAAUGCAAGCAGUAUUUAUGCAAGUUAUAUGUACCUGGACUCCGCUAGUCCGAGAUACGUAACUGCGAUGUCAGUUAAUUGCAUUACCUCAUUCGCUGCAAUCCUCUCUGCAACCGUGCUGCGAUUCGUCCUUGUGCAUCUGAAUAAGAAGCUUGAUGACUGUGAAUCUGUGCAGAUCGCUGUGGCUGGUGUUUUAGAACGCCCUGGGCGUCGAGGAUUCAGAUUUUUGGUUUGAUCGUGCUAGACAAGUCCAAGGGCAAGUACAUCCCCUAAAUUGGUCAAAAGCGGAUUGAUUAUUUUAUACAAUGGAGUUGCGCAAAUGAAUUGAUAUAUGUUUAGUAGAGCAGGCUUCCUUGAUUCCUUGAAAUGCCGACGAUAUUAAUCCAAGUUUUUCGUGUAACCUCUAGGGACAUGGAAUAAUCAAUAGAAACUCAAUACAAAAAGAGAUGGGGAGGCGCAGCCAAUGAUUCAGAGUCGAAUACUUCCCUCCUUUAUACCAAGGGCGGUACUAGUACCGCCAUUUAAUUUUGUUAGCAC